This is a messenger RNA of Onychostruthus taczanowskii (white-rumped snowfinch), 1446 nucleotides long. RefSeq names its product phosphoribosyl transferase domain containing 1 (gene PRTFDC1). NCBI's taxonomy places the organism in Eukaryota, Metazoa, Chordata, Aves, Passeriformes, Passeridae. The record is from RefSeq and is a predicted model, not a curated record. Bases 1 to 675 code for a protein of 224 amino acids. Gene Ontology annotation, biological process: purine ribonucleoside salvage. The transcript is spliced from 9 exons. Gene Ontology annotation, molecular function: hypoxanthine phosphoribosyltransferase activity.
AUGGCCGGGCAGGGCGGGAGCAGCGCUGGAGGCCGCGGCGUUGUGAUUUCAGACAAUUGGCCUGGAUACAGUCUGGAUUUGUUCACUUACCCUCAGCACUACUAUGGUGACCUGGAAUAUGUGCUCAUUCCUCAUGGCAUUAUUGUUGACAGGACAGAACGACUGGCGAAAGAUAUUAUGCAAGACAUCGGAGACAAUGAUAUUGUGGUUCUCUGUGUCCUCAAAGGUGGCUACAAGUUCUGUGCUGAUCUUGUGGAGCACAUUAAAAAUCUUAGCAGAAAUUCAGAAAGGUUCAUCUCCAUGAAAGUCGAUUUUGUUAGACUGAAAAGUUACCACAAUGAUCAGUCUAUGCAAGAUAUGCAGAUAAUUGGAGGAGAUGAUCUUUCAAAGCUGACUGGCAAGAAUGUUCUAAUUGUGGAGGAUAUUGUUGGAACUGGAAGGACCAUGAAGGUUCUGCUUAACAAUAUAGAAAAAUACAAGCCAAAAAUGAUUAAAGUGGCCAGUUUGUUGGUGAAAAGAACAUCUCGGCCUGACGGGUACAGACCAGAUUAUUACGGAUUUGAAAUUCCAGAUCUAUUUGUGGUAGGUUAUGCCUUAGACUACAAUGAGCACUUCAGAGAUUUAAACCACAUAUGUGUUAUCAAUGAUCAUGGCAAAACAAAAUACAGAGUCUGAAGCAGUAACAUCCACACCUGAAUAUUUCUGUGAAGCAGAAAUUUGACUAGACUCCCUCAAGCAUCUCCCAGAAAAGCAAUUUAACUGGCUUGUAUGUCUUUCAACCCAGUAUAAUAAGGGCUUUACUCUAGAGAUGCUGAUGAAUAUUUACAGAAGUGAGAGGUCUUAUCUAAAAUGUGAAGCAUAGGACUUUUACAGUUACUACCUUUAUUAAGUAUUGAAAUUAAAACCUAAGAUGCCUUUUGAUUAAUAACUUGUCUGCCUCAGAUCACAUUGUGAACACACUUAUUCUUUGCUCAAUUCUUCAUUCCACCUAUUGCAAUUCAUGUACUUCACUGUGUUGCACAAGAUAGUUCAAAAGUGCCAUUCUGUGCAUGAGGAUUAUUUUACAAGAUUUUACUGACUUCAUCAUGUGAAAUUGAAAGCAUUUUUUUGACUUAAUUCCACAAUUCAAAAGUUUCAGUGGAAGUUUUGUGUUGUUUUGCAGUUCAUUACCCACUCUUCAAAACAAAAUUUUGGCUCUCAGAAUAUGCUGAAUUAGAGUGCAGGUCAAAAUGAACCUUUGCAAGACACUGUUGGUCCAAAAUUGGAAGAUAUCAUGAUUCUGGUAUGUCAUGUACCCAUAGAUCUGACCUGUUUAGUGUGCUGAAUUUUAAUCAAGACAAACCAAUGCCAGGUAGGUUUGAAUUUCUGCAUGGUAUCCCUUUCUUCUCUAGGACACAAACAAGUAUAAACAUUAACUGUGUUCUCCUGAGCUUAUAUUCUUAACUA